CCCCUCCUCUCUCUCACCUUUCCACAAUCUCAGAUAUUCCUUGACUUCAUCUCCUCUCUAGAUUUCUUUAGAUUCGUGUAUGAGCUUAAACCGGUUCCGGUUAAGAAUGGCUGAGGAAAUCUCAAAGACAAAGCUCGGAUCUUCCUCCUCCUCUGCUUCUGCCGCCACAUCAGCUGCAACGAACGCCGCGAAAUCGAGAUGGAAGAUCCUAUGGCCCAACUCCCUCCGUUGGAUCCCCACCUCCACCGACAACAUCAUCGCCGCCGAGAACCGUCUUCUCUCCAUCCUCAAGACGGGUUAUGUACAAGAGCAAGUGAGUAUUGGUUCAGGGCCGCCUGGUUCUAAAGUCAGGUGGUUUAGGUCUUCUAGCGAUGAGUCUAGGUUCAUCAACACUGUUACGUUUGAUGCUAAGGAAGGUUCUCCUACGCUUGUGAUGGUUCAUGGUUAUGGUGCUUCUCAAGGUUUCUUCUUUCGUAAUUUUGAUGCUCUUGCUAGCCGGUUUAGGGUCAUUGCUAUUGAUCAACUUGGGUGGGGUGGAUCAAGUAGACCUGAUUUUACUUGUAAAAGCACUGAAGAAACAGAGGCAUGGUUUAUUGACUCAUUUGAGGAGUGGCGUAAAGCCAAGAAUCUUAGCAACUUUAUUCUGUUAGGGCAUUCUUUUGGAGGUUAUGUUGCUGCUAAGUACGCUCUUAAGCAUCCUGAGCAUGUUCAACACUUAGUUCUGGUGGGAUCUGCUGGUUUCUCAGCGGAAUCAGAUGCCAAGUCGGAAUGGCUCACUAAGUUUAGAGCAACGUGGAAAGGCGCGCUUUUAAAUCAUCUUUGGGAGUCCAAUUUCACUCCUCAGAAGGUGGUUAGAGGAUUAGGUCCUUGGGGUCCGGGCCUUGUAAACCGGUAUACAAGUGCACGAUUUGGUGCACAUUCGGUGGGAACUGUGCUAACAGAGGAGGAAUCCAGAUUGCUCACCGAUUAUGUAUAUCAUACUUUGGCUGCAAAGGCUAGUGGAGAGUUGUGCUUGAAAUACAUCUUCUCCUUUGGCGCAUUUGCUAGGAAGCCACUCUUACAAAGUGCAUCAGAGUGGAAAGUGCCAACAACUUUUAUCUAUGGAAUGAAUGAUUGGAUGAACUAUCAAGGUGCAGUGGAAGCACGGAAACACAUGAAGGUCCCUUGCGAAAUCAUUCGUGUUCCACAGGGUGGCCAUUUUGUGUUCAUAGACAACCCAGCUGGUUUUCAUUCUGCAGUGAUGUAUGCUUGCCGCAAGUAUAUAUCUCAAGACUCUUCUCAUCAAGAACUCCUCCCAGAUGGUUUACGAUUGGUUUAGUCAUACUAUGUUGUUCCUUUACCUUGCACACUUUAUUAUAAAUGUACAAAAACCAUAUAUAAAAGAGAA
Molecule: messenger RNA, 1387 nt
Organism: Eruca vesicaria subsp. sativa (arugula)
Lineage: Eukaryota; Viridiplantae; Streptophyta; Magnoliopsida; Brassicales; Brassicaceae
Source: the annotation of a GenBank genome assembly